Messenger RNA from Cephus cinctus (wheat stem sawfly), 3097 nucleotides. RefSeq names its product xylosyltransferase oxt (gene oxt). The record is from RefSeq and is a predicted model, not a curated record. Gene Ontology annotation, biological process: heparan sulfate proteoglycan biosynthetic process; chondroitin sulfate proteoglycan biosynthetic process. NCBI's taxonomy places the organism in Eukaryota, Metazoa, Arthropoda, Insecta, Hymenoptera, Cephidae. The transcript is spliced from 7 exons. Gene Ontology annotation, cellular component: membrane. Bases 175 to 2931 code for a protein of 918 amino acids. Gene Ontology annotation, molecular function: protein xylosyltransferase activity.
AAGGGGGUACAAGGCUGACAGUACUCUCGUCGCCGGGAAUCACCGAAGAUACAUUCAGGAUUGCUUAGGAAUCUGUGAUCCGAAUGGCAGGCGCGCUGUCAUCGACAAAGUUGAUUGAUUGAAAUCAUGAGAGCCCAGAGAUUAAGGAUUAGCGGUGCGUCGUGAUCGGAGAAGAUGGCCGUGGCGAAGGGUCAUCUCGACGGCAGAUCGUCAAGUUGUCUGAGAAAGUAUAGGAUUUUCUUCGUUUUCGGCAUAACUAUACUUGUAGCUCAGGUUUACUUGGCGUAUAUGUUUUUUGCCUUGGAAAAUGAGGACCGUAAAAUCGUACGACUCUUCUCGGGUGAGGGUGACUCUUCGCAGCCUGAAGAGGGUGAAGGUUUACCAAAGGGAUCUCGCCAGUUGAAACUUCCUCCUGAUAAACAAGGAAACACUAACAAAUCUUUUCAAUCUCAUCGUAAUCGCACCACACGUGUGAAAUUGGAUUUGAAGUCGUUAAACUUUACUCCAGGGUGUGAAGUUACUGGCAGAGAGGCAGUGAGUGCAGUAACUCGAGCACAGAGUCAAAAAUGCAAACAACGCAUUGUCAAUGUGACGUGCCUUAGUCAGCAGGGUUUACUUUACCCUGAAAAAUUACAAUCUUGGUGCCCACACUCUUUAGGAUUCUCAGUCAUGCCAAAAAGCUUGGGUUGCUUUACAGAUGACAAGACUCCAAAGUUAUUGUCGGGUUACUACGCCGUUUUUAAGGGGAACAACUCUCCAGACCGUUGUGCAUAUGUCUGUCUACAAUCAGGGUAUCCUUAUGCAGGAGUUGAAUACUCGUCUGACUGUUACUGCGGUAUGGAGGAACCACCACAGACAAAACGUUUACCAGAUUCUAGUUGCAAUAUGAAAUGUCCUGGAGAAUCAAAAUAUUCCUGUGGCGGUUACUUGACUAUUAACGUCUUUUGGACAGGAAUUCAAAGGUUUAAGGCACAAGAAGCCAGAAACUCAAGUUCGAGAACUGCAAAAGAAACACCAGCACGAAUUGCCUACUUAUUGACUGUAAAUGGUAGGGCAAGUCGUCAAGUUAAAAGACUUAUCAGUAUUCUUUACGAGCCUUCGCAUCUUUUUUACAUUCAUGUCGAUGCGAGGCAAGAUUAUUUGUAUCGUGAAAUGUUGAAGGUAGAAAAAAUGUGUAAAUUAAAGAACAUAAGGGUAGCACGUGGUGCAGGUCUACGCCAUGCAAGUAUCUGGGGUGGAGCGAGUCUCCUGACCACGCUAUUGAGUUCUGCACGGGAGAUUUUGUCCGAUCCUCAUCACUGGGACUUCCUUGUAAAUUUAUCAGAGUCAGACUUCCCAGUGAAAAGUAAUGCUCGGCUGAUCGAAUUUCUCACUUGGAACAAGGGUAUGAAUUUUGUUAAAUCUCAUGGCAGAGAAGUUCAAAGAUUCAUCACGAAGCAGGGAUUGGAUAAAACCUUUGUAGAAUGCGAAGCACGUAUGUGGCGAGUUGGUGAUCGAAAAUUACCAUUAGGUAUUCAGGUAGACGGUGGUAGCGAUUGGGUAGCGCUAAGUCGCGAUUUUGUGGAGUACGUUACGAAAUCAAUGCCAGAUCCCUUAGUAUCUGGUUUACUAAAAGUAUUUCAGUACACAUUACUGCCAGCCGAGUCGUUCUUCCACACAGUAUUGCGUAACUCACGUUUCUGCGACACUUACGUUGACAACAAUUUACAUGUGACCAAUUGGAAACGAAAAUUGGGCUGCAAGUGCCAGUAUCGAGCAGUAGUCGAUUGGUGUGGAUGCAGUCCGAACGACUUCAAACUUGAAGACUUCAGUCGAAUAAGAAAUACGGCCGAACGGAAUUUAUUUUUUGCUAGAAAGUUCGAGCCGGUUAUUGAUCAGAGGAUAAUUGACAGAGUAGAGGAAUGGCUAUAUCCUAGCAAAUCAAAUGUCACAACCAGAUCGAAGGGAUACGACAUGUAUUGGCAGAGUCUCUACCAUCACGGAGACCUGAGUCCAGUAGCUGAUGAUGCUCUACUCACAAUUUCUAGUUCCCUUGCCAGAUUAGCUUUUCGUAAAAUCAAAGUCGAUCCGAGGAAAAUCAAUCUUUUGGAAACGACUGCAUACUUCAAACAAAAUCAUUUCGCUGGGGUUUUAAUUAGAGCUGAAGUGAAUACAAAGAAUUUUGAAUCCUCGACAUUCCAACAUGAUUUUCCUGAUCGGAUAGAAUCACUCGUUUACCUCAAACGUAAUUAUUCUACGAGCAGAACAUGGCUGGGGAGAAUACAGACUCUCUUGGUGGGUACAGAUUACGAUCAAAAAGAACAGACCUUUAGAAAUCUAUUGGGAGGAAUUGGUCCGUUGUCUAGUCCUGUUCUAUUUUAUGAAUUUGAUGCUGGUCUGGUUACUCCAAGAAAUCUCUCAGUUCUCUGGGUGGAUCCUCAUGGAAAAUUGGCUGACGUUAAUCAGUUGCAACUGGAAGAAAUGGCAUUGAAUGGACACGUCAAGCCUCAACUUGGAGACUGUCUAGUAAUUGGUACGUGGAAAGUAAUAUUGGUAUCAGACUCUGCAGUAGUAGCAAAGUUAAAUUUUCUUGUAACGCCUUUGGCGUAUUGGAAAAAUCAGAGAAUUAGUGCUGCAAAGGCGAGAGAACUACACAGUGGUCCAUCUACUCCCUAUCAGAUUUCAGAGGAUAUUAACGAAAGGUGGAAAAGUUUUCUAGAAACUAAGACUCGUCCUGAGAACGUCUUCGAGAAAAGGACAAAUUCUGAAAACGAUCAAUGGAUCGACACGUUAGUAUCUGAAUAUUAUGAAGUUGAUAGGACAUGUUACGCCGCUGAUAACAUAUCUGCUGUUAGAAAAUCUAAGAUUAAAUUACAAAGAUGUUUUGAGACCGACUGGAGCUCAUUGAGCCCUGAUCCAAAGGCUGAUAUUGAGAAUCUAUGUCAAAACUAAUCUACCAAAAAGAACAAAAAAUACGUGCCAUUCCCAAAAUCACAAGCUCAUCGCGCCAUUGCAAGAAUCAUCAAUCUCUUAGAUAUUUUUAUAAUGACCAUGCCUGUAUAUACCUCAUCGUAUUUGUAUUUAUAAAAAUAUAUGACGCGAUCUACCUUUUAAUACA